This is a messenger RNA of Apiotrichum porosum, 1188 nucleotides long. Its product is annotated as MAP kinase Pmk1. Gene Ontology annotation, cellular component: nucleus; cytoplasm. The coding region runs from base 1 to 1188 and encodes 395 amino acids. Gene Ontology annotation, molecular function: MAP kinase activity; ATP binding. Gene Ontology annotation, biological process: intracellular signal transduction; protein phosphorylation. The record is from RefSeq and is a predicted model, not a curated record. The transcript has 7 exons. NCBI's taxonomy places the organism in Eukaryota, Fungi, Basidiomycota, Tremellomycetes, Trichosporonales, Trichosporonaceae.
AUGUCCACUGCGACUCGCCGACAGGCUGAUCCCCAGCGCGCUGCCGCAGCACAGGCUGCCAUGGCCGCAGCCAACGCCGGAGUUCAGGACAAGUCGACUCGUGGCUCGAGCACCACUCACGCUCGUCGAGCUCGGUUUGAAUGUGGUAAUGCCUACUUGGUCGGCGACUUUGUGGGAGAAGGCGCAUAUGGUGUCGUCGCCUCGGCCACACACAUUGCGUCUGGCACCAAGGUUGCCAUCAAACGCAUCGCCCCGUUCGAUCACUCCAUGUUCGCCCUCCGCACCCUCCGUGAACUGAAGCUGCUAAAGUACUUUGCCGACGAGGGUGUCAGUGAGAACAUUAUUACCGUCCUUGACAUUGUCAAGCCUCCAUCAUAUGAGCAAUUCAAGGAAGUCUACCUGGUCCAGGAGCUCCUCGAGACGGACCUGCACAAGGUUAUUCGCACUCAAGACCUCAGUGAUGAUCAUUGCCAGUACUUUAUCUACCAGGCGUGUCGUGCUCUCAAGGCCCUCCAUUCUGCUGAGAUUAUUCACCGUGACCUCAAGCCAUCCAACCUUCUCCUGAACGCCAAUUGCGAUCUCAAGGUCUGCGACUUUGGCCUCGCUCGCAGUACCCAAACAGCACACCCGAACAACAACGAGCAAGGCCUCAUGACCGAGUACGUGGCCACUCGCUGGUACCGUGCACCAGAGGUCAUGCUUUCGUUCCGCAUGUACAGCAAGUCCAUUGACGUCUGGUCCAUCGGCUGUAUUCUGGCAGAAAUGCUCAAUGGAAAGCCCCUGUUUCCUGGUAAAGACUACCACCACCAGCUGUCUCUGAUCAUGGACGUUCUUGGCACCCCAAAGACGGACGAGUUCUACGCCAUCACGUCGCGCCGCUCGCGAGACUACAUUCGGGCCAUGGCCUUCCGCCCACGGAGAUCGUUUGCGUCGCUCUUCCCCAGGGCAAACCCUCUGGCUGUCGACUUCUUGACGAGGACUUUGACCUUUGAUCCCCGCAAGCGCUUCACUGUGGAGCAGUGUCUUGAGCACCCCUAUCUGGACGCUUACCACGACCCUGAUGACGAGCCUACUGCCAAACCUCUGGACUCAUCGUUUUUUGAGUUUGAUCUCAUGAAGGACAACCUCAGCCGGGAAGAGCUGAGGCGUCUUCUUUACGACGAAAUCAUCAGCUUUCACAAGCAGUAG